GCUGCAGAGCUGGGAUCGCUCGCACGCUGGUCGCCCGGUACUCAACCGCGCAGCGGGAGCCGCGGGAACGUUUCUCCGGGUCGGAGAUGGGUUGAGAUGCCUGCGCCCGGGGGUUUGCCCGGAGCCGCGCGGCCGCGGAGACCACCAUGCCGCUGCCGGAGACCCGCAGCUUGCGAGGGGAGGCGGCUUCCGCCGAGAUACUGCUGCAGUGUCUGAGCUGCCCGGACAGCGCUCCUCAGAACCGGGAGCAUCCCGGUCCCUGGGGCCGAGACGCCUGCCUCUCUGUCCUUCCUAUUCUCUCCCGCGAUCGGGGCCAGCAGCUCUGGUAGUUGGCCUGCCCGUGGAGUCGUUCUUCUUGCCCCAGCUCUGGGAGAUAUGCCCGAAUUUGGGAGUGCUGUGACUCUCAGCCUCCCACUUCACCCAGGGAAGCAGGCUUGCUGAAGCCAGAGCCAGGAGAGGGACCAUGGGAGGGACGCAAGUCAAAUGUCUGACUUCACCCAGUCCUAUCCACAGUGCAAAGAGCGAAUCCAUUAUCACCCAGUCGGAGGAGAAAGCAGAUUUCGUGAUUAUCCCCUCUGAAGGAAUAGAGAACAGAACAGAGGAGACAGACUCUCCAUUAUCCCGAGACUGGCGACCAGGUAGCCCCGGAACCUAUCUGGAGACUUCAUGGGAAGAACAGCUGUUGGAACAACAAGAACAUUUAGAAAAAGAAAUGGAGGAAGCCAAGAAAAUGAUAUCAGGAUUACAGGCCUUGCUGCUCAAUGGAUCCUUACCCGAAGAUGAACAGGAGAGGCCCUUGGCCCUCUGUGAACCAGGAGUCAAUCCCGAGGAACAGUUGAUUAUAAUCCAAAGUCGUCUGGAUCAGAGUAUGGAGGAGAAUCAGGACCUAAAGAAGGAGCUGCUGAAAUGUAAGCAGGAAGCCAGAAACUUACAAGGGAUAAAGGAUGCCUUGCAGCAGAGGUUGACUCAGCAGGACACAUCUGUUCUUCAGCUCAAACAAGAACUAUUGAGGGCAAAUAUGGACAAAGAUGAGCUGCACAACCAGAAUGUAGAUCUGCAGAGGAAGCUAGAUGAGAGAAACCGGCUCUUGGGAGAAUAUAAAAAAGAGCUGGGGCAGAAGGAUCGCCUCCUUCAGCAGCACCAGGCCAAGAUGGAAGAAGCACUCCGGAAACUCUCUGAGGCCAGUUACCAGCAGGUGGAUCUGGAGCAGGAGCUAGAACACAAAGAUGUCCUUUUGACUCACUGUGUGAAAAGAGAGGCAGAUGAGAUGACCAUCUACAACAGUCACGACUCUCAAAGCAAUGGUUUUCUCCCUCCAGUGGCAGGAAAAGGAGCUGUUUCAGUCACUCACAGAGGGACCAGCGACCUGCAGCUUGUUCGCGAUGCCCUCCGCAGCCUGCGCAACAGCUUCAGUGGCCACGACCCUCAGCACCACACCAUCGACAGCUUGGAGCAGGGCAUCUCCAGCCUCAUGGAGCGCCUGCAUGUCAUGGAGACACAGAAGAAACAAGAACAGAGGGUUCGGGGCAAGUCACCCAGAACUCAAGCAGGUAGUGAAUACUGGGAGUCCUGGCCCCUUAAUUCAAAGUUGCCUCAUUCACAGAGCUCUCCAACUGUCAGCAGCGCCUGCACUAAAGUGCUCUAUUUUACUGACCGGUCACUUACGCCCUUCAUGGUCAAUAUACCAAAGAGGUUGGGGGAGGUGACACUUAAGGAUUUUAAAGCAGCUAUUGACCGGGAAGGUAAUCACCGCUAUCACUUCAAAGCACUGGAUCCGGAGUUUGGCACUGUCAAAGAGGAGGUUUUCCACGAUGAUGAUGCCAUCCCUGGAUGGGAAGGGAAGAUUGUAGCCUGGGUGGAAGAAGACCAUGGAGAGAAUUAAUGCUGAAUAUUAGAUUGGGGCUUGUAUAACUUGGCACUCCCUGGCAGCUUCACUCAGGAAAGAGGACUAAAACUAGAAUACACUAAGAAGUUUCUAGUUUGUGCUGCCAAAACAGAAGCUUCUCCAACUGUGACAGCCACAGGCCAGUCCUGUUUCGGUGCCUGGCAUACGUGGUACUAAAAUCCCUGUCCAAAUGUUGACCAUGGGUUCAUCUGGAGUUCCUUGUCCAUGGGAACGCAGUGUUUUAUUCUACUCUGAGGACAACAAACCGAAGGCCUUAACCAAUAGGAAUGGAUGAUCUUGCUCUUGUAGGGGCAUGGCUGCUAUUAUUUGGACCUGGGGAUUGGAUGCAUCACUCCUGUGUGUUACAGUAUUAUUUUAAUUGGCCUCAAUGGUUGCAGCAAUCAGAGUCCCAGCAUUUGUACUCACAGACAAAGCAAAGGUACCAGCUUUUUUGCUUCUUUGCAGCUAUGAGAAACCAAGAAUAACUCAUGGGGUGGUACCAAAGAUGAAAGCCACUCUUCAGGAAUCUUUUGGACUGGACAUGGAUGGUGCUGAAUUGUUCAUUGGAUGGAAAAAGGGCUGCCCGUAUUGUGCUAUGCUAUGCUAAAACCAUAAUUAAGUAAGACAUUGGGCCGCCUCUUGUGUCUUAACUGGUUCUGCAACUUGUCCUUUAGCCCACAGAGGGCAUAUUUUAUGUACGGCUAGUUCUUUCUGGGGACUCUUCAACUUUAGAGCCAUUAUUUUUUUUCCUUCCAACUGAUGAACUUUAUGUUUGAAAGGAAGAAGGAGUGAAAAUCUCCUUAAAAAUCCAGGCGGGUAUGGAAAGGUGCUGCUACCCAUAUCUUCUAGACUUUCUUUCUCUCAUGACUUUCUUUGGCUCAUGGCAUCUCCUUGGCAGUCAAAAGGAGACAGAGCAUUAAUUUCAGUAUUUGUGAUUUAUGAAGUACUAAGCAUGAGUUAGUCGUCUGCCUCUCUUCGUUUAAAGGCCAGAGUUAAUUUCUAUUAUAUAUUUAGUCUAGGCUGAUCCUUUAGGGCACAAAAGAAACCAUGGGGCAUGGAGCAUGAGUUAUAAAUGGCAAGGUUGAUUCUGGGUGAAAAAACCUAGAAUCCUUCCUCUUGUGCCACACUGUCAACUGUAGAAACUAAAAGAAAAUAGUUAGAUUUCUAGAGAUUACUUAAUAACUUGGGUUUUCUCAUUCAUUCACCAAACAUGAUCAACCAAUUGGCCAUUUUACAUACAGAGAAAGAGAGAGAGAGAGAGAGGUUUUGCCCCCCAAAAGCAGUCUGCCUGCCUGUGACCAACAAUGUACACUGCCAACCAGAAGAGGAGGACGGAUCAGUUCUGGGUUCCUGACCUGUCUCUAGCUCAUCUUCCCUUUUCAGCCAUUUCAACAGACUACUCGUUCGAGCUCUGAGAUGACAUUUUGUUGUUUUAUAUAACUGUGUCUUUUUAAAAUUGUUCAUGUUUGGAGAAUUCUUUUGUACUCAUUAGCUUUUUUGUCUGAGAACCAUGUCUAUUUUUAUAACUUGAGUGUGAGUUCUGUAUAUUCUCACAUUCUGUAUACUGUAUCCAUUUUCUAGAGAACCCAGUAGCUUUUAUACAGGCUAUUUUCUUCUUAUCAGCCCUUGUGGUUUCAGAAUAAGCUUUAUUUUAUUACAAGCAUACUAAUGAUAACUAACUCCUGUUCCAAUUCUACCUGCCAUUUUAGUUGUGGAGGUAAUUUUACAUAAUCUAUUUGAUUGCUCCUCUAAGCAGGCAGAAGGAGCUCAAAAGACACCUGAUGUCUUUCAUUUAAGUUUACCUGGUCUCCUAUUGAAAAAUGAUUUCUCGUAAGAAAUGACUGCGAAAGUUUGGGAAAGUCAUUCUACAGCAAGAAUAAUUCAUUAUGAAAGCAAACAGAAGAAAACAGUAUAUUCUCAGUUUCUUUUUCCCAGGAAGUCUGGAGAAAAAGUCCACGUUCUCUGUUGCAUGAAUUUUAGUGUUUUACUAUAAGACAGCAUGAGGGUUAACAGGCCAAAAUUCGUUAUAGUAUUUCCAUUACAAUUUAUCUUGAAUGUCUGUAUCUUAAUUCAGUUUCUACUUGUCAGUUCUCUUUCAGUAAACGUUCUUACCAUUAUGUAGAAUUUACCUUUUCAGAGAAAAUUAAAUCAGAGAAAGUCCUCUACCUUAUUUGUCUUUUAUCUCUAUGUCCUUUGGAAAAGGAGCUGCAUGGCCUUAAUGCCUCCAUAGAAAGCUGAAGUUGAGUUCAGGGGAGAAAAUGAGAUAAUUUUCCCCCUUUAACUCAUUAAUUCCAUAUGCCACAGGUGAUAACUAAACACGAUUACAGGAUGUCACUCCAGUAAUUCUUGUGUAAAAUGUGUUGCUAAUCCUCAUUCCAGUUUCUAAAGACAGAGGAACCUUCUGAGGAGGAGUGUGCAUUGAUUCAUUCUAGCUUGGACAGUCUCCUCUUCGAUAAACUGUGGCUGCACUCUAGGAUGCCUCUUGACUUAUUCGGAGAUUGUCCCCUAGAGGCAUUUGUGUGGAUAGUCCACCCUGUUACUGCUAACGGUCCAUUUCUUUGAGAAUACUAAGGAACUAGAAUGUUUAGAGUUCUAAAUUAAUCUGUAAAACCCUGUUAGAUUUUUAAAAAAGACCCUCUUGUAAAAACUAGUUUAGUAGAAAGUUCAAUUCCUUAAAAAGUCUUCAUUUAAAAAAGACUGUUUUCACUCAGUUCCCUAAAUUAGCUGGAAUUGGAACACUUUACAAUUUAUACCUAAAGAAUUUAGGUUCAACUUACUUGAAAAUGGCAAUCCUACUUACUGACCAACUUUUCAGCUCAUUUUUGACCCAGGAUGGUUGUAAAUUAGGGAAAAUAUCUUUAUGCUCUAUUUCCAAUCCAAGAGGACUCUGAUUACUUAAAAGCAUUUAGGUCAUAAUUAUAAUAGUUUUCAUUGUUUUCCAUAAAGUAAGUGUUACGAUUGCACACUCCUUCUAUUGUCUGAAUUUAUGUAAGAGGUAUAGCUUGCUUAAAAUAUAUAUGUAAAGUUAUAUUUUCUUAGAAACAUGGAUGUUUGCAACAAUUGCUUUCAAAGAGAUUAUUACUGUGUAUUCUCCGUUUUACAAUGUUUUCAUGAAGACUGUGUUAUACCAGAGGCUUCUGAUUAUCAAAGUAAUAACCAGUUUUAAUUGCCUGUAUAUACCAGAUUUGUGAACUA
Molecule: messenger RNA, 5080 nt
Organism: Rhinolophus ferrumequinum (greater horseshoe bat)
Lineage: Eukaryota; Metazoa; Chordata; Mammalia; Chiroptera; Rhinolophidae
Gene: DIXDC1
Product: DIX domain containing 1
Exons: 16
Coding region: 464-1882 (472 amino acids)
Biological process (GO): canonical Wnt signaling pathway
Cellular component (GO): cytosol
Molecular function (GO): protein binding
Source: RefSeq, a predicted model, not a curated record